GACAAAAGUUUAGGAUGUUUAUUGGUAAACGAUUGCAAAAUCUAGUUUGUAUUAUUGUUUUUGAGAUCUUUUUCCUUUCUCUAUCCGAUGCCUACAUUCGCUGUGAGGGAAAACCGCAUAAUUGUUGUGAGGGAUAUAUGUGGAGUACUUCCAUAGAAGAUUGCAUAAAGUGUAAAAUAGGUUACUACGGAAUGAAUUGUUCCAGUCCAUGCCCACCUCCAACCUUUGGAUUAGACUGCCAAACAUUAUGUCCCUGUGAAAAUGAUAUCUGUAAUCAUAUUACUGGUUGUAUGUUAGAAAGAGGAACCACUGAAUCCUUGACUCAGUCGACAGCAGACUUACAUGUAUUAAGAAAUCAGCCAGCAUCAAUGAACUCGUUGAUGACUGUUGGUAUUUCAUCACUGGCUAUAUUGUCCACGGUUAUUUUCGUCGUCUACAUUGGGUUAAAGAUCUUUCCAAGAAACAAGAAAACCGUCAGACAUCUAGAUAUUGAACUGAUGGACCUAAGUCAGAGUAAAAAUAAUCCCUGUAAAACGUGAAGAAAAUCUGACAAUAAAUUCAGUCUUAUUUUA
Saccostrea cuccullata (small rock oyster) is the source of this 572-nucleotide messenger RNA. RefSeq names its product platelet endothelial aggregation receptor 1-like. The coding region runs from base 15 to 539 and encodes 174 amino acids. Gene Ontology annotation, molecular function: scavenger receptor activity. The transcript is spliced from 4 exons. The record is from RefSeq and is a predicted model, not a curated record. NCBI's taxonomy places the organism in Eukaryota, Metazoa, Mollusca, Bivalvia, Ostreida, Ostreidae.